UAUGGAGUUGCAUCAGGCAUAAUUAUGGAGUUGCACUACGAAAAAGUUUAGCUUUGGAGUUUGGGCUAGAAGCUGCACCCACUGAACUAUUGGAGUGUUUCCUAGUUUUUUUUCCAGUCUCAUCACCCCACUGCUGUAAUGGCUGACAUAAACUUGAUUUCAUAAUACUAGCAGAAACUCGCCGAAGCUGUAGGCUGACGAUCAGGGAUGGCAUCCCGUGAUAGUUUUCAUGAUUGUGUGGAUGACGAAAAAACAGCUGACAACUUUGAGGAUGCUCGGAGGAGUGAUGAGUUGACACCAGAGAAACUGGACGACUGUGAGCUUCUGCUUCAGGCAACUCGUCAGGGAUCAUUCGAGGACGUUCAGGCACUGCUUGGCCGGGCCGUGGUGAAUGUCAACUAUGCCGGGCGCAAUCGUGCAUAUCUUGGCUGGGGUGCCAUCCACAUUGCGGCGUAUUUCGGACAUUUGCAAGCGCUGAAGCUUCUACUCAAGAACGGUGCCAAUAUCAACUUGCAGAAUGCAUCUGGAGACACCGCCCUGCACAAAGCAGCAUUCACUGCUCGAAUGAACAUUGUACUGGAGUUGUUGAGAUGUGAAGCAGACGUGCGCAUCAUCAAUGCCAAUGGCGACCGGCCGAUCGAUGUUGCGCAAUCAGAAGAUAUUACUGAAGCUCUGAAAGCGGCUGAUCGCCGUCUGCAGUUUGAGGAAGAGCAGACAUUCCUGCGUGCAGCUGCCGAGGGUGAUAUUAGCGUUCUCAAGGACCUGCUAUCAAGUACGGCGUCUCCCGACUUGCAGUGCGUAGAUAGUCUGGGCAACACUGCACUGCACAAUGCUGCGUACAGGGGCCAUGCGGAUGUUAUCGUUCUGUUGUUUCAGCAAGGUGUUGAUGCAUCAAUCUGCAACAAAGAAGGCAAGACACCAUCGCAGGUGGCAUGUAGUGCUAAGAUCAGGGCGUUGCUGGACAUCAAGCCCGUACAGGCUGCUCAAAAACCAGCUCAACGGUUUGAGGGAUUUCUGCUGAAGAAGUCGAGGUUUUUCGGCAAGCAGCGAUGCUGGGUUGUGUUGGAUCAAGGUGUGCUUUCCUGGUUUGCUUCGAAGUCAGAUGCUUUUCAUCGCAAGAAGCACCUCGGUUUCAAGCAUUUGGCUGAUGCUGACCUGGCUACAAGUAUGGAUGACUGCAACUCUUUCAAGGUCCAGUACAUUGACCACGCCGUGCAGAUGUGGACUGUGCCGACGGAACGUUCGACUGAUGUCGACCGCCAGCGCUGGAUUAGUGCUCUGGUACAGCAUCGACUACACAGCACACGUGAAGUGCGGCCGAUGCGCUCAAAUUCCACGAACAGUGCCGACUUGGAGGAUCUCAAGCCACUGGGCAGCAUCGAAGAGUGCUUCCAGAACGCUGACGCACACCGGCUAGUAUUAGAGCGGCAGCUGCAGGAGGUUGCUCAACUCGUUCACACUGCUUACGGACCGUCCAGCACGCAAGGGUACCAUGCUGAGGUUGACUUACGUUUCAGUCAAUUGAUGACUACAGCACGUGACAUGUGCGCUGCACUGGCUGACACUGUAUCCAUCAUGCGGCAACAGGAGGAGGUACGGCGUGUGCACUUGGAAGAGGAGCAGGAGCGCUGUCGUCUUCUCGAGGAGUCGCUACAAGCUCUCGCCAAGGAGCACCAUGCGCUGGAACAGUCGCUGGGCGGCAAUGUGUCUCCCAGGACGGUGAUGGGUGCUGCAGGCGGCGGCGGCUCUGGGGCGUCCUCGCUGGUGCACUCGCCCGUGAGCAGCGUCAGCCAGUACUUCGAGGCGGGCUCGGACGACGAGUUCUUCGAGACGCGCUCGCACGUCAGCUCUCGCAUGGACGAGGACACGGCCUCGGUCAUAUCGGAGUCGAUGGCCGACCAGCGCGGGGUCCUGGAGGAAUGGCAACCGGAUGGCUACAGAACUAGCCUGCCAUGUCCAGCAAUCUCUCGUGCUGAGUUCAGUCUCUGGGCCUUUCUCAAAGAGUGCAUUGGAAAGGAUCUGUCUCGCGUCACCAUGCCAGUUAUGUUCAACGAGCCGCUGUCGUUCACACAGCGAGUGGCAGAGUCGCUGACGUACGCAUAUCUCCUGGACCGUGCGUCGCUCAGUGACGACCCUGUUCUCCGUCUCCAGUACGUGUCGGCAUUCGCGGUGUCCCAUUACGCCUGCGACGUGUUUCGCACUGGCAAACCGUUCAACCCGUUGCUGGGUGAGACGUACGAACUGGAACGCGAGGACCUCGGCUUCCGCGUGCUCUGUGAACAGGUCAGCCAUCAUCCUCCAGUAACUGCUCUGCACGCGGACUCGGCCAACUAUCGCCUUCACUUCAGCAUUCAGUCGAAGAUCAAGUUUCUUGGCAAGGGUGUUGAGGUGUGGCCAGUCGGACGUUUGACUCUUGAGCUUCUCAGGCACAAUGAAGUAUACACAUGGAACUUCAUCAACACUUGCGUUCACAACAUUAUCGUUGGCAAGAUCUGGGUGGAGCACUUUGGCGGGCUGAACAUUCACAACCACUCCAACAACCUGCGCGCACACCUGAACUUCAAGCCAUGCGGCUGGUUUGGUCGAGACCUGCAUGUCGUCGAGGGUACCAUCCAGAGUCCAAGCAAGGAGACCUUGUGCUAUCUAACGGGCAAGUGGCCGGAGGAGCUUGUCGCACUGCCGCCCAGCUCUGGCCCAAUGCUUGCGUCUAUAUCUCCGGCGCGCAAUUCGCCACUCCUCACUGCCGGCGGUGCUGCUACCGUUGCCACCACUACCUCUACCACUGACCACGGCAACGGCAACAGCACUAGUUCGGGUGCUCGUGACAUGGUGCCUGCUGGCUCCACCGCAGCCCCACUCAGGCCAGCAGUAGCAAUGGCGGCAGCAGCAGCAGUGACAGCACCAGCAUCCGCAUCGCCAUCCAGAGGGUCACCAGCACCGGGUGCUCCAGCAGCUCCAGUAGCUGCAGUAGCCACGGCUGCUGCAGCGCCCACCGAGCCCCGGCCGAUCCUGAAGAGGGGAUCAUCUUCGCUAACGCUAGAGCAGCCUGAGGGUGGUCGAUUACUAUGGCGUGCUGCUGCCAUGCCACCAGGUUAUGAGGAGUUCUACGGCAUGACUAACUUCUCGUACUGUUUGAAUGAAAUGCUGGCAGGCAUGGAGGUGAAGCUUCCGAGAACGGACUCGCGUCGACGGCCUGACAUUCGCCACCUGGAAGAGGGGCAAGCCGAGCCCUCUGCAUCAGAGAAACACCGUCUUGAGGAGAAGCAGCGUGCGGCACGAAAGGCCAGGGAGCAGCGCAAGGAUGAGUGGGCACCAAGAUGGUUCCAACAAGCAAUCAACCCAUACACGGAGACUCGUGAGUGGGUAUACAAGGGUGAUUACUGGGAACGGGAGAAGUUUGAUGAAUGUCCAGAUAUCUUCUAAGUUUUUUUUCAGUCUCACGUCAGCUGUUGGCAGUAUUGCGGUGCUUGUGCAAGUACAGAAGGCGGAGGUACCCUUUGUUUGCAAUUUAUGAUUAUUGCAACCCCAUUCCUAGGUUAGAAUGAUAUACCUGUGAUGCAUCACAGCAAAGCCAGGACACACUUGUGCUUUUUCAGUAUGGCUGUAUUUCCAUUAUAUUUCCCUUGAUCAUUGCUCCCCUCUCUUCUAUCCUUCUGGAUCAUGCUGAGUUCCUGUUUAGAGUCUAGCUAACCAUCUUGCUGGAACAGAGCCUGUGCUUAGAUUUGCCCUUCAGCUAUGAGUAGUGUUAUACUGUACCUUGCUAGGGAUGUUGUCAAGUGUGCCGGUUCAAUUCUCACUGACAGUACACAUUAGCUGCUUAGUACUAAGGCUUGUCUUUCCUUUCAACCUUUUCGUCCACACACACACACGCUCUCCCAUGCUUAGCCCGCGUGAUUUUCGCAUGCUUCGUAACCACUGGCAUCUAGUCCCUAGCCUAGCCUCUACCUUCUCUCCCUCCCACUGCUCGUGUGCUUAUUGAUCAAAAUGCCAUUUUGAGACCUCAAUUUACUACUAUAUUUGGCGUCUUCUGCCUUCUGUUCCUGCGCUGGCGUUGGGCUAGUGUCCCUAGAUGGCGAAACUUAUUUUCUUUAGUUUUCAGGACCUUUUCUUGUCUAUUUUGCGUUUGUACCUUCACUUCUUAUCAACUUGUUUUGGUUGUGGACAUGUAUUGCCCAUGCGUUUUUAGAGGUAUCGGUAUCUGUUGUUUUCUCGGUUUUAGUAUACAUGUAGUUCAUUUUGAGAUUUAUUUUUUGGUUGCCUUGGGUCACUCAAUGGCGUGCAUUACCUGCUUUGGACCCAUCUCGGGUCACUGCAGUAGAACGCAGCUAGCUGGUGUGUCACAACCUUUUUUUACAAAAGUUUUGUUACGCUCUAUGCUAUGUCCUGAUGGGACAAUUUUGAAUUGAUGCAUUGGCGAUGUUUCACAACUUUUUUUGCCAAUCACUUCGAAGUGUGAAGUUCUAAUCCAAGUUCAUGUACCGGUACAUGCAACAGC
Molecule: messenger RNA, 4495 nt
Organism: Sycon ciliatum
Lineage: Eukaryota; Metazoa; Porifera; Calcarea; Leucosolenida; Sycettidae
Product: oxysterol-binding protein-related protein 1-like
Exons: 29
Coding region: 208-3423 (1071 amino acids)
Cellular component (GO): intracellular membrane-bounded organelle; cytosol; plasma membrane
Molecular function (GO): protein binding; sterol binding
Source: RefSeq, a predicted model, not a curated record